Sorex araneus (European shrew) is the source of this 1717-nucleotide messenger RNA. It is a transcript of the gene SMIM10L3, whose product is annotated as small integral membrane protein 10-like protein 2A. The transcript is spliced from 2 exons. Bases 112 to 318 code for a protein of 68 amino acids. The record is from RefSeq and is a predicted model, not a curated record. Lineage: Eukaryota; Metazoa; Chordata; Mammalia; Eulipotyphla; Soricidae.
GCGACUGCCCUGGCCGCGGCGCCCGGCGCCCGCCGGCCUCCCUCGCUCCUGACGCCGGCGCGGGCCGGGGGCGCCGCGACGCGGGCGGGCGGGCGGCGGGCGCCGGGCUAUAUGGCGGCGGCUCUGUCGGGCCUGGCUGUCCGGCUGUCGCGCUCGGCCGCCGCGCGCUCCUAUGGGGUCUUCUGCAAGGGGCUGACCCGCACGCUGCUCAUCUUCUUCGACCUGGCCUGGCGGCUGCGCAUCAACUUCCCCUACCUCUACAUCGUGGCCUCCAUGAUGCUCAACGUCCGCCUGCAGGUCCACAUUGAGAUCCACUGAAGGCUCCACCCACUGACCAAGCGACCAACCGACAGACAGACACCGUGUGGCCCCUCCCAGCGCUGCGGACACAACAUGAGGGACGGAUGCCAGGGCGCGUGGCCGCGGGAGGAGCUGUCUCUGGGAGCGGCCACUGCCCAGCGGGAGCCCGGCCACCAGGGCUGUCCCUGGGGCGAGGGCUCGGCAGUGAGACACUGGGCGGGCGCCGUGCCCCGCUGCGAGACUCAGGGUCUGGCCUCUGUGCCCACCGAAGAGAGACUGGCAGGGGCGCCUCGGGGGGCCGGAGACUCCCCGGGGAGGGGCCGGCUGGGAGGAGGCCACCGGGGACCGGGCCCCGCCGGACAGCCGCGGGGCUGGGGGCCGCAGUCCGACGCUGGCUUUGCCCAGGCCCCUGUGCCGGGAGCUCUUGUUGAGGGGGGUGGCCCAGCGCCCUGCACCCUGUCCUCGCCUUGGCACGGGCACCCCGAGGUGUUCCCCAAGGCGGCACCCGAAAGCACUGCUGGCCCCGCCCAGCCAGUGGCCGCAAAGCGGACUGUGAGAUUCGGGGGCUGGGGAAGGGGCACCCCCGGCCCGGCCUCGGCGCUGGCAGACAAUAAACACAGAUUCCUUCCGAGCCGCCCGUGGCCCUGGUCUCUUCCCGCCGCGCCGGCCCGUGGACAGUGACUCGAGUGGACGGAGGCGCGGGCGCGCAGGAGGCCAAGGGCUGGCGGCAGAACCAGUUUCACCGGGAUACAAGGGUGUGGACGGCCAGCGGGGCCACGGGAGGAACUGCCCGGCACUGGCAGAUUAGAAUGUGGACGUGCUCGGGCCGAGGGCCCCUCCCCGAGCUGGACGAAGUAGAAGUGGACACGGGGGGCUCCCGCCCCGCUGGCCUCGCGGGGAGCCGUGCAGCGUUGCGGAGAGCGCCAUCGGUCUGUAGCAAAACUCAGUUUCUUUUCUCCUUUCCUGCUGCUUGAAAUGCAACUGAAGGGCAGGCCCGAUGGCGGAAGUUGCAGUAUCAGACCUACCGUAGGACCACCCUUUCUCAAACGGGAACCCUGGCACGUCGCUGAGAGGAGCGAAGACAGCGCGGCCCGUGGCGAGGCCGGGAGGGCUGAGCAGGCGUUUCAGGAGAGAAAGUCUCUGGGACUGAGAGAUGGAGGGAUCUUUUACACCGAGGUUUUUUUUUUUCCCUGAGGUAUAAACCCCUUUUGUCGUUUGUUUUUGAUAAUUUUGAUAAAGGUUCCUUCAGAGCUUCAGCUAAAGCAGUCCCAAAUUAAGACUUCAGCAAUUUCAGGAUCAUUAAUUCGGGAUAUCAGUUUAGAUUGUGUGUUAAAUCACUCUGCCGUAUGCUUAUUUUAGUGUUUUGGGAAACUGAAAAAUAAAACUCUUCUUUAGCAUAAUAAAUGUCUUACUUGCG